Messenger RNA from Diabrotica balteata, 3510 nucleotides. The record is from the annotation of a GenBank genome assembly. NCBI's taxonomy places the organism in Eukaryota, Metazoa, Arthropoda, Insecta, Coleoptera, Chrysomelidae.
GACAUAAUAAAUAAAAAAUUCUAGUAUAUAUCGACGAAAAAAUCCAGGGUCUAAAUUAUGAUUUAUUUACAAUGCAUGAUGUAUGAUUAUUUGUAUGUUUGUCUUCAAACUGGUAUAAAAGUGCUGCAUCAUCGUGCGUGUAUACACUCGUAAGAAAUGAUUGGUAUUUUUUGAACAGUGGGUUGGCUCUACUGUCUUUUAGGGUUAUGAUUAUAAAUAAAAAUGGAGGAAUCGCAGAGAAAUUCCACUGACGAUAGUGUUAAAACUGCCGUCGUGCAGUCCCCAAUUAUUAUGAAGAUUGAUGGACCUGAAGAAACUAAUGAUAAAGAGUCUGAAGAAAACGAAAAGAACACAGAAACAUUGAAAACAGAAGAAUUUAAAAUGUGCAGUCCAACAUUUAGACCCACUUUACCACUAUCAAACAAUCCAUUUGCUUCCCCACAAAAUAAAAUAUCAAAAGGUAUUCUAAAGCCAGCUCAGUUUAAUAUUAAAACCAACAAUACCACCUCGACACCGUUUGUAUUAAAGCCCAGUCAACUUAAUCCCGUUAAGAAUUGUAGUGAUAAGACCAAUAGUGAAAAAUCAGAUAAUAGUGAUACCAGAGUAAAUGGAGACAUGCCGAAGUUUGUGCCUUUGGUAGUACCUGAAAAACCAACACAAAAAGUUGCAGAAACAAAAUCUCAACCUGUUGAAACCAAAAUUUCCAGUAAUUCUUUUGUAUUCGGACAGAACUUAAAGGAAAGAGUGGCAGAAACUGAAAAUAAAGAGGAAUCUAAGGCUUCAACAAGUUUAGGGGCCAAUGGUACUUCAGAAAUGUUGUUUAGCAGUGCUAUCAAGAGUGAACUUAAAGCCGAUCCAGCAGAUACUUCAAAAGAAAAAGAAAUGAAAUCAUUAAGCGAAUCAGCAAAAGAAUACGAGGAAUCCAGAGCGAACAAGCGAAAAUAUGAAGAAGUAGAAGUCAUAACUGGUGAAGAAGAUGAAAUUAAUAUUUUAAGUAUCUCCUGUAAAUUAUUCUCGUUUAAUAAAUCAUCUAGUAACUGGUUGGAGUUGGGGAGAGGGACUUUGAGGUUAAAUGACCUGAAUGGGUAUGACUUCGUUAAAAAUUGUGCCGCAGGUAGUAGAUUGGUUUUUAGAACAUCAGGAAGUUUGCGAGUCAUCUUGAAUACCAAAAUUUGGGCAGAAAUGGUAGUAGAAAAAGCAAACGAAAAAAGUAUUAGAGUUACAGCGCUAGAUGCUAGUGGAGAAAUAAAAGUUUUUCUACUUAUGAGCAAUAUAGAAGACUCGAAUAGGCUGUAUUCCCACCUUCAGACUAGGUUGGAAAGAGAAAUCGCCGCCCAGAAACGUAAAAAAACCGAAACAUCAUCCGAUUCUCCCACAAAAACUGAUUGAUUCCAGUACGCUACAUAUUUGUAAAAAACAAAAAGGAUAAUAUUUAUAUUAUUGUGAUUUAAAUAGGUCUACACUGAAAAAACGUCUUUAUUAGCAUGUAUUGAUCAUUUAUUAUCAAGCUUUGUAUGCAAUUAUUUAUAAAGAUUGUUAAAUUAUUUUCAAUCUGUAUAUUUUUCAAGGUUUUAAAAUUUUGUUUGAUACAUCAUGUGAAUAAUACUCAAUUUUCAUUAAAUAUGGCCGCAUUUGUUGCAGAUCUCUAAUCUUAAUUGAAAUAUUGUUUUGGCACAGCUGUGGUGUCAAUUGAGCGGUUUGGACACCACCGCCACUUACACUCUGGCUUCGCAUGCCGCGUCCACUGAUAUCACAUAGCAUAUAUGUCAUCUGUUAAGUCCCCUUGCUUCAACUCUUCUUUACAGUUGUAAAGAAGAUUUCUAAUAAUAAUAAUCCAUAUAUGGAAUAAAGAUUCCCAAGGCAUGAUCCAUAAGGUCCAUUCAGUUAAAAUUUCAACAAAAACACAGAUAUCAGAAGAUUAGGUUUUAGGUUAUAACAUAAAUUCCGUCAUUAAAUUUUCUAGUCUUAGCCUCUUUCUUGGUAUAUAAUACAACGCGCUGUUGCAUUGAAGUGUUGUUGGCACGACAACAGCGCAAGACAAUGGCACCAGGUAGCAUGGAAUAAAUUAAAAUGGAAACGCCAAUCAGAGGCUUACGUCCAGGAGUCGACAAUGAAGGACUAUUAAAAGAAGAAGAGGACCUUUUCUUGACGAACUCGUAGUUGCUUAAUGUUUAAAGCUCAUUAUUAUGUCUUGUCUUGAUGACUUUGAAUUAGCCUUUUUUUACCUCUUAUUGCACUAAUUUUGGAAGUAUGUAGAUCUGUUAUUAAUACGUCAGAUUGGAGAGUAAUCAACUGCAAAAGAUUUUGAAGCUAUUAUAUGUAACAAAUACGAUAAUUUUUUUUGCAAGUUAUCCAGCUAAUUUGUUUUCAUAUAUACAUUGAUCACGAUCUGCUGUAAGUUAUCUACCAAGAACGUCUUACGCCAUCUUUUGGUCCUCCUAUGAACCAUAUCCUUCGCUUUUUCGAAAACCAAUGGAACUAAGGUGGGAAAAUUGUUUAAAACAAUUAAAUAUGUUGAAACAUGUGAUGCAAUACAAACGUUAUUACUCGUAUUGCCUGAUAUAUAAACUCGUAUUGCCUGAUAUGUAAACGAUAUCUCGGUUAUUUAUUUCUUUAUUGCAUAUUAAGGGUUGAUAAAGCCCCUCUACGUGUUAGUAGGUCUUCGAUUUUGUGUUCAGGCAUCGCUAAAAAUGUUUUAUUAAAUACUAUUCAAAAAUGUCUACCAGCUUUCCGUCCAUUGAUAGAGCUUGAGCUGUUGUCGAUACAAAAUGAGCUCUGUGCUCUAAUUCUACUUCCAACGCUGCAUGUUUAGUGUUAGUUAAAAAAUAUUCAAUUGUUCAAACGCUUUUUCCUUUUAGUAGGAAAGACUCAUAAAAGUUCCGACAAAAUUCCAUUCAUCGCUAUAUAUACAUAUUCUAUUUGAGUUUUGAGUAACAACUAAACUUUUUUGACAGGAUGCCUGGUUAUAGCUUCUCGGGUGAAAAUAAUAACAUAUGGUCGAAUAUUAAGUGGUUUAUCCCAUUCGCUUGUUUCCUAUGUGUGUUUUUUGCUGUACGUUCUGUAUUGGCGUUUUUUAACUAUUUAGUGGACUUUAGUGUUGCUUGUGACUUCAAUGGGCGCAAUUGUGGCUUCAAUUGUUGGCGCAAGCUUUGCUUAAUGUUUUUACAUUGUUUCAUAUAUGUUGUUAUAUAUGUACUAUUUUACGUACUAGUUUUUAAUAGCAUUAAGCAAAGAUAUUGUUUUUUCAGUGUACACAAGAAAAACACCAGAUUUUUAAUAUAGGUCAUACACUACGGGGAAGUGUGAUAUAUAUUUACUAAUUCAGAGUAAAUUAUUGAUUAGGUUUAACAUUGUAGUUACUGGUAAAGAAAAGAACUAGACGAACAUUUUUUAAAUUUUUUAUUUUCAAAUUAAUCAAAAAGUACAUACUUUUAUAGAUGAAAUUAGACUUCCAUAAUGUUGUACCUUAUCUUGUAUAUUUUUUUCCUAAAAUAAAUGAUUGUGACGAUG